Molecule: messenger RNA, 489 nt
Organism: Epithele typhae
Lineage: Eukaryota; Fungi; Basidiomycota; Agaricomycetes; Polyporales; Epitheliaceae
Exons: 1
Source: RefSeq, a predicted model, not a curated record
AUGGUCGGUCUCAGACAGGACGCCAUCCCAUUCCCGCGACACCAGUCUAGGUCGAACAGGCCGGUGCCUCGGAUCUCAACAUGGCGCACGAAAUUCAAAGUCACCCGUCUGGUCGCGGGCGACACAUUCGCGAACACGUUCCUGGCCCGCUCCCUUCUCCACGCUCUCCUCCUCGCCACCGCGCUGCUCGCCCUCUGCGCCGCGCUCACCUUCGGCCUCGCGAUCGGCGUCACCGCGGUCGGCCGCUGGGUGCUCGAGACCAAGGCGCACCCCGGCAAACUCACCACGCCGCUGGUCCGCGCGACGGCCGUCGGCUCCGCGGUGCUCGCCACCGCGGCGUUCUUCCUCGCCGUCGCCAUCGGAUGGCGCGCGGAGUGGCGGCGGGCUUGUGCGGCGGAGCGGCCUGGGCGCGCUCGGCGCGCGAGGAACCUGAGGUGGCUGCGCUGGGUGCCGUUCUUCGUCGCGGUGGCCGCGUGGUUCGCGGGCGCG